AUGGCGCAAAGAGAGCUACCCAAGGACAUCAGGCAAGUGGCACGUGGACGAUCUACCCAUCUAUGGAACGAGAGCCACACUAAACGUCUGGAGCCCAGUCGUGGAGUUAUGGGACUACUUCAGUUUGGCACAAAUUUCGGUCACGUCCGGAAGUUACGAAAACAACGACCUCAACACGCUUGA
Messenger RNA from Eruca vesicaria subsp. sativa (arugula), 183 nucleotides. NCBI's taxonomy places the organism in Eukaryota, Viridiplantae, Streptophyta, Magnoliopsida, Brassicales, Brassicaceae. The record is from the annotation of a GenBank genome assembly.